This is a messenger RNA of Aspergillus ruber CBS 135680, 1441 nucleotides long. It is a transcript of the gene dprA, whose product is annotated as putative cell surface protein. The record is from RefSeq and is a predicted model, not a curated record. Bases 198 to 1100 code for a protein of 300 amino acids. The transcript is spliced from 6 exons. NCBI's taxonomy places the organism in Eukaryota, Fungi, Ascomycota, Eurotiomycetes, Eurotiales, Aspergillaceae.
AAGUCACCGAACCGGGAUUGAUUCUGGAGGGUUGCGCGUUGAGAUGGACAUGGGGGAAUACGGAGAUUGGGUUAUAUAAACCCAAUUGAUACUCGGGAUUCAAAAGAAGAAAAACCAUUAGAUUAUUCCAAUCAACAAAGCUUUCAUCAUUGAAAGGAUUUAUUUUACAUUUCUAUUGUUGACAUUCGCUAUUCGUCAUGGACAACAUUGUACACAAGGUCAAGGACGCCGUUACUGGCCACGGCUCUUCUUCCAAGGGAAGCAGUGGCCAGUAUGACUCUGCUAAGCAGGGUUCUAACUAUGGCUCCAAUGAUGCGUACCACGGUGGAUCUUUCAAUAACAACGCUAGCUCCUACGACUCCUCCAACCUUGGCAAUAAGGGCAGUGACUUGAAAAACCAAGGCGGAAACUACGGAAAGGACACUGGCAGCUACGGAAACUACGGAAAGGACACUGGCAGCUACGGAAAGGAUACUGGCAGCUACAGCACCGGUGCCAGUGACUAUGGUUCCCCUCGUGGUAACUAUGGCUCGGGCGCUGCUGGCUCGGGUACCGCUGGCUCGGGUGCUGGCAACUACGGAUCUUCAAACACUGGCGGCUAUGGUAGUGGUAACAAACAGUCUGGAAGCUACGGCGGACAUGACAACAUCGCCUCCCCCAAGACCGGGAACUACGGUUCCCAUCAGACUGGCAACUUCGGAGCAGCAACCGACAACUACGGAUCUUCGAACACUGGCGGCUACGGUAACCAGCAGCCUGGAAACUACGGCUCCGGAUCAGACAAAUAUGGAUCUGAGACCGGAGGCUAUGGCAGCCAGACUGACAGCACCGGCGCAGGAACUGGUGGCAUAGGCCAUGGAGGUGGUUCUGACACUGGUCGUCACAGCUCGAACUUGGCGAACAAGUUAGACCCGAGAGUGGACUCCGACAAAGACAACCGUGCUCGUCACCAGGCCUUCGGCGGUGGUGCUCAGGGUGGUAGCAGCUACAACAAUCCGAGCUCGACCGCAGGACCUCACAACUCUAACUUGACCAACAAGUUGGAUCCCCGAGUUGACUCGGACUUGGACAACCGCGCUACUCUUGGAACUCAGCGCUAAUUGCCGUUUUAAAGGAGCAACGACAACAUGUUACGACUAAUGCGUUAUUGACUUUGAUUCUGACUUGAUAAUAUUGGGCUUUCUUUUGUUUCGUGUAUUAUAGCAGAUUGAGUCCUUUUAUAGGAACAUAAUUGUCAUUUUCUACGAAUUUCUCACAGAUUAUGGACAUCUAAAAUGCUUGCAGUGUAUAACCAGUGAUCUCGACUUGCUGAAGAAAGCAUAGAACCAGAGGUGUAGGUGGACAAGGGCAUCUUCAACAUCAGGCACAAGCACUUUAUUUCUAAACUCUCAAAACCUCAUGCGGCGUUGACAUCACUCGAGCUUUCCAUCCUUAUAGCGAC